This is a messenger RNA of Talaromyces proteolyticus, 1149 nucleotides long. Its product is annotated as putative mitochondrial carrier protein. Gene Ontology annotation, biological process: transmembrane transport. The transcript has 2 exons. NCBI's taxonomy places the organism in Eukaryota, Fungi, Ascomycota, Eurotiomycetes, Eurotiales, Trichocomaceae. Gene Ontology annotation, cellular component: mitochondrial inner membrane. Bases 1 to 1149 code for a protein of 382 amino acids. The record is from RefSeq and is a predicted model, not a curated record.
AUGUCGAUUACCACGAAGACCUCGCAAGUGUCGGACCUUUCGAGCGAGGCUACAUCACAGAAGCCUUUAGGAAGCACCUUGAGUGGUAGAAAGCCGGUUGAUAAGCGGAGUCUAGAGUAUGUGUUGCGUAGUGGAUUGGCAGGUGGGCUAGCAGGAUGCGCUGCCAAGACCGCCGUAGCGCCGCUUGAUCGCGUGAAAAUUUUGUUUCAAGCAUCAAGCCCAGAGUUUGCUAAGUACUCCGGAAGCUGGUCUGGGCUGGCAAUGGCAAUGCGAGAUAUCAAGCGAUUUGAAGGCACCCGUGGUCUCUACAAAGGCCAUUCGGCGACUUUGCUACGCAUAUUUCCGUAUGCUGCAAUUAAAUUUCUUUCUUAUGAACAAAUUAGAGCAUUGGUCAUUCCUUCGAAAGAUAAAGAGACUCCGUUUCGGCGUUUAAUUUCAGGGAGUUUGGCUGGAGUAACUUCAGUGUUUUUUACAUAUCCACUUGAAGUAGUCCGUGUCCGGUUGGCCUUUGAAACUAAACGGACUGCUCGUUCGUCGUUUAGGACGAUUUGCUGGCAGAUAUACCAUGAGCAAGCUUCGUCGCGCCCUGUCGCAGCGGCUUCCAGCAGUAGCACGUCGGCUUCCAUGGCCACAGCCCAAACAGUGUCUUCUGGUAUCAAGGCUGUCACACCCCGAACAGGUCUAGCCAACUUCUACCGCGGAUUCACCGCCACAGUUGUUGGAAUGAUUCCAUACGCCGGAAUGUCUUUUUUGACACAUGACACAAUCGGCGAUAUUCUACGUACACCAAGCCUUGCUCCACACACAACAAUUCCAAAGUCAGAGAUAUCGCCCUCAUCUAAAAGGCAACCUGGUGAGCGCCGUGUUCAACUUACCGCGUCCGCCGAACUAUUCUCCGGUGCCGUCUCUGGUAUCGUUUCUCAAACCUCGGCAUAUCCAAUCGAGGUUAUCCGCCGACGUAUGCAGGUUGGUGGCGCCAUGGGGGACGGCAAAAGACUCAAUAUGGCUGAGACUGCUCAAAAAAUCUAUUUGGAAAGGGGAUUCCGCGGCUUCUGGGUUGGCCUAACCAUUGGAUACCUCAAAGUCGCUCCAAUGUAUGCCAUUAGCUUCUUUGUUUACGAACGCGCGAAGUGGUACUUGGGAAUUUAA